Molecule: messenger RNA, 11609 nt
Organism: Microtus oregoni (creeping vole)
Lineage: Eukaryota; Metazoa; Chordata; Mammalia; Rodentia; Cricetidae
Gene: Usp15
Product: ubiquitin specific peptidase 15
Exons: 22
Coding region: 55-3000 (981 amino acids)
Biological process (GO): protein deubiquitination
Molecular function (GO): cysteine-type deubiquitinase activity
Source: RefSeq, a predicted model, not a curated record
UCCGGGGCGUGCCGCCGCCGUCGCUGCCGCCUCCGCUACCGCUAGUGGAAGAAGAUGGCGGAAGGCGGAGCGGCGGACCUAGACACCCAGCGAUCUGACAUCGCGACGCUGCUCAAAACCUCGCUCCGGAAAGGGGACACCUGGUACUUAGUAGAUAGUCGCUGGUUCAAACAGUGGAAGAAAUAUGUUGGCUUUGACAGUUGGGAUAAAUACCAGAUGGGAGAUCAAAAUGUCUAUCCUGGACCCAUUGAUAACUCUGGACUACUCAAAGAUGGCGAUGCCCAGUCACUUAAAGAGCACCUUAUUGAUGAGUUGGAUUACAUACUGCUGCCAACCGAGGGCUGGAAUAAACUUGUCAGCUGGUACACAUUGAUGGAGGGCCAAGAGCCAAUAGCAAGAAAGGUGGUAGAACAGGGUAUGUUUGUAAAGCACUGCAAAGUGGAAGUGUAUCUCACAGAACUGAAGCUCUGUGAGAAUGGGAACAUGAACAAUGUUGUCACUCGGCGAUUUAGCAAAGCUGACACAAUAGAUACAAUUGAAAAGGAAAUAAGAAAAAUCUUCAAUAUUCCAGAUGAGAAGGAGACUAGAUUGUGGAACAAGUAUAUGAGUAAUACAUUUGAGCCGCUGAAUAAACCAGAUAGCACCAUUCAGGAUGCUGGCUUAUAUCAAGGACAGGUGUUAGUGAUAGAACAAAAAAAUGAAGAUGGAACGUGGCCAAGGGGUCCUUCUGCUCCUAAGUCCCCAGGUGCAUCCAAUUUUUCAGCUUUACCAAAGAUCUCUCCUUCAUCUCUAUCAAAUAAUUAUAACAACAUCAACAACAGAAAUGUGAAAAACUCAAAUUACUGUCUCCCAUCAUAUACUGCUUAUAAGAACUAUGAUUAUUCAGAACCUGGAAGAAACAAUGAACAGCCAGGCCUCUGUGGCUUAAGUAAUUUGGGAAAUACAUGUUUCAUGAACUCAGCCAUUCAGUGUUUGAGCAACACACCUCCACUUACUGAAUAUUUCCUCAAUGAUAAGUACCAAGAAGAACUGAAUUUUGACAAUCCCUUAGGAAUGAGAGGUGAAAUAGCUAAAUCAUAUGCUGAACUGAUCAAGCAGAUGUGGUCUGGAAAAUUUAGCUACGUCACUCCUAGAGCAUUUAAGACACAGGUAGGACGAUUUGCACCUCAGUUCUCUGGAUAUCAGCAGCAAGACUGCCAAGAACUAUUAGCUUUCCUAUUAGAUGGAUUACAUGAGGAUUUGAAUAGAAUUAGGAAAAAACCAUAUAUACAGUUAAAAGAUGCUGAUGGCAGGCCGGAUAAGGUGGUUGCUGAAGAAGCCUGGGAAAACCAUUUGAAAAGAAAUGAUUCUAUCAUAGUAGAUAUAUUUCAUGGCCUUUUCAAAUCUACUUUAGUGUGUCCUGAGUGUGCUAAGAUCUCAGUAACCUUUGACCCUUUUUGCUACUUGACACUUCCAUUGCCCAUGAAAAAAGAACGUAGCUUGGAAGUUUAUUUAGUUAGAAUGGAUCCACUCAUUAAACCUAUGCAAUACAAAGUUAUUGUGCCCAAAAUUGGAAAUAUACUAGAUCUUUGUACAGCGUUGUCUGCUUUGUCAGGAGUGCCUGCAGAUAAGAUGAUAGUCACUGACAUAUACAAUCAUAGAUUUCACAGGAUAUUUGCCAUGGAUGAGAACCUCAGUAGUAUUAUGGAGCGGGAUGACAUUUAUGUGUUUGAAAUUAAUAUCAACAGGACAGAAGACACAGAACAUGUGGUUAUUCCUGUUUGCCUAAGAGAAAAAUUCAGACACUCAAGUUAUACCCACCAUACUGGCUCUUCACUGUUUGGUCAGCCUUUUCUUAUGGCUGUACCACGAAACAAUACUGAAGAUAAACUCUAUAAUCUUCUACUCUUGAGAAUGUGCCGGUAUGUCAAGAUGUCUACUGAAACUGAGGAAACUGAUGGACCCCUGCGUUGCUGUGAGGACCAGAAUAUUAAUGGGAACGGCCCAAAUGGCAUACAUGAAGAAGGCUCACCAAGUGAGAUGGAGACAGAUGAACCAGAUGAUGAGUCCAGCCAGGAUCAAGAACUUCCCUCAGAGAAUGACAACAGUCAGUCUGAAGAUUCGGUUGGAGGAGACAACGAUUCUGAAAAUGGAUUGUGUACUGAAGAAACUUGCAAAGGUCAACUCACAGGACACAAAAAGCGAUUGUUUACAUUCCAGUUCAUCAAUUUAGGCAACACUGAUAUCAACUACAUCAAAGAUGACACCAGGCAUAUAAGAUUUGAUGAUAGGCAGCUUCGGCUAGAUGAAAGAUCUUUUCUGGCUUUGGACUGGGAUCCUGAUUUGAAAAAGAGAUACUUUGAUGAGAAUGCUGCCGAGGAUUUUGAAAAACAUGAAAGUGUGGAAUAUAAACCUCCAAAAAAACCCUUCGUGAAAUUGAAAGACUGCAUUGAGCUCUUUACAACAAAAGAAAAACUCGGUGCUGAAGACCCCUGGUAUUGUCCAAAUUGUAAAGAACACCAGCAAGCCACAAAGAAGUUGGAUUUAUGGUCCCUGCCUCCAGUGCUUGUGGUGCAUCUCAAACGAUUUUCCUAUAGUCGCUACAUGAGGGACAAGUUAGAUACACUAGUCGAUUUUCCCAUCAGUGACUUGGAUAUGUCAGAAUUCCUGAUUAAUCCAAACGCAGGCCCUUGCCGCUAUAAUUUGAUUGCUGUUUCCAACCACUAUGGAGGGAUGGGAGGUGGACAUUAUACUGCUUUUGCAAAAAAUAAAGAUGAUGGAAAGUGGUACUAUUUUGAUGACAGUAGUGUCUCCACGGCGUCUGAAGACCAAAUUGUGUCCAAAGCAGCAUACGUACUCUUCUACCAGAGACAAGACACUUUCAGCGGAACUGGCUUCUUCCCUCUUGACCGAGAAACUAAAGGUGCUUCAGCUGCCACAGGUAUCCCCCUGGAAAGUGACGAAGACAGCAAUGAUAAUGACAAUGACAUAGAAAAUGAAAACUGUAUGCACACUAAUUAAUGAAAGUCGGAGAAGCCAUAAAGAGAGACUUUCCUGCUGGUGGUGUCUAUGGAAAUGAAGUGAUCCACCACAUUAAAACAGAGUCUGAGAUGAGGCGUUUCAGAUAACCGAAUGUAAAUCCUUUAUCAGAUUUUAACUUGUGCAGUACUUGAAGUGAAACACAAUGAAAACUUUAACAGAAAUUGUCUCUGAAUACAUCUACGGUCUUGUAUUUACAAGCUAAAUAUAUAUAGGAAAUCACAAAUAAAUCCCUUUUAAGUUUGCUGCUGUUUUGACGAAUUAUGUUUUCUUUAAUUUUUUUGGAUGUGACUUAAUUGAUGACAAAUGUUAAAUUUGUGGAUGUUGGUCAUUAAUUUUGCUCUAAUAAUACUGCAAGAAAACUAUGGCUGAACUUAGUUCUUGGGUAAUGUAGUUGGUGUGUGUUAGGCUGCUGUCUGCACCACUCCGGUGUUCCGCAGCAGUGUCCGUGCGGCACACAUACGGCAGUGUGUCUUUGGAAAGCCAGAUUUUCAAAUCUGUCCCUGGUAAUCAAUGUGGGUCUGUUUAAAAAAAAAAAAAUCGUACCAUGAGAAAUAAUCUUGGCAUAAUUUCCUUUUGUUGCAUCAUUAAAACACAAAGCACUGCAUCUACCGCACUGUGGGAGCAGGCUCUAGAUUUCACAGUCCGCCACAAGUCAUUUUUCAGCCACGUGUAAGUAUCCCUCACUGCCAUUGGAAUCUGUUCUUCAAAAUCUCAGAUUUGUUUUGGCUUUAAAUGCUUAUCUCUCAUCCACUGUUGGUCCAAAUUCAGUUUUUUGGCUCUCUGUUGUUCUCUGCCCCGUUUUUGGUGAUUUAGCCCAACUCUUUAGCUCUCCCGGUUACCAUGACGUAAGGACAGACUGAGUAGUAUUCUGUAUCUGAAGUGAAAGUGGCAUUAGUCUUAGGUGAGGGAACUUUGUCCAUGUGCUAGCCUUUGACUCCUGAUAACUUGGCUCUAGAGGUAGGUCUGUUCACUUUCUCUGUGCGUUCCUGAUGGAAAUCACCAUAGCCUUACAGCUUUCUCAGAAGGGCACGUGUAUAAGAGAGAGGGCGUUUGCAUGUUCCCAGAGUCAGACCUGUGCAGCAGCAUAGGAAGCUACAAACCUUGGGUUUUCUUUCAGUUUCUUACAUUCAAGGAUCCAGGAUGCCAAAUACAUGUGAGCAUUUGAAACGUUUUCAUUUGCUGCUUUCUUUCCCUAUGAUCCAGUUGAAAGAAUGUAUCAUUGAUUGGCAUACAAUACUGCCUUUAAUAGGAGACUAAAUGCUGGGGCACACUUCACAUAUGACUACCUGAGAAACCGCUUCGUGUCCCACUGUUAUUAAAGCAAAAAGUAUAAUGUUCUUCACUUGAACUAAUCAAAUACAAUAGAUUAUAAAUUGUGUAUUGUAAAUAAAAGUUCACUCUGUGAGUGCACAUUUUGGUAAAUUAUUUAUUUAUGUUAGCAUUUUAAAAGAAAAGGGAGAAAAGUGCAUUUGACCAGGAUAAGUAAGGUAUGUUGAUCAUGGCUUUGCUUUAUAUCUUGAUAUUAAAGCGGGUUUUUCAUCCUGGUCUUUUAAAGGCUGCUUUGGGUGUUUAUUUUUUCUUUUCUUUCUUUUUUUGUUUUUUUUCUUUUCUUUGUUCUUUUUUAUGUAAACUAACCUCCUGCAUGACAGAGGUUAAUAUUUUGUCAGCACUUGGGUUCACUUGAGUUUACAUUUGAAAUGUGCAUGUUUAUUUAUACAGAUUUCAAUAAAGCUGUUGAAGGCCUUAUUUAGUCUUUUAUUUCUUACCCUGGAACCGUUAAAGUCAAUUCCCUGUUCUCUGCAUAGAUGUCUUUACAGUACAUUACAGUUAGUACAAGGUACAGAGUGAGUCACGUCCUACCAGGAUGUUUUAGACUUGGGCUGCUUUUGUCUGUUUUAAUGCACAUAUUCAAUGAGCAAGCUGCAUAGCCUUCUGCCUGCUUUUGAGCAUACAUUCAUUCUGCCCAUGAGCUAUUUCUUUCUUUUUGUUCUUUUUCCUUUUUUUCUCUCCCUCUCUCUUUUUCUCUCGUUUUUUUGUAAGUAAUAGAAGUCAUUGUUAACCUCUUACAUACCUAGAUAUAGUCUCCAUCCUGAUUUUCCAAAGAGACUAGUUUCUUUUGUUUAUUUACUUGGUGAUUCGUUUGUUUAGUUUUUGAGUGGAUCUGAGGCUGGCCUAUAUCCCAGGCCAGGCUCCAAGUCUUUGAUCUUCCUGCCUAGGCCUCUCAAGUACUGGGAUUACAGAUGGGCAGCACUAUCCCCCUGACUAAGACCACAUCCUUUUAAUGCCUGCCAUUAAUUUCCUUCCUACUGAAAAGAAAAAUUUUAAAUCAAGUGCUGUCAGUGCCGUUGAAUCUGAAAUGAUAGCUUCAUUUACAAAAAUAAGCUUUGUAGCAUAAAAAGAAUUAAAAGGAGAUAUCCAUAUGGUAAUACAGGGUAGUAGGAAUAUAUUUAGAUUAGAAUUAUAUUUCUAACUUUGCCUGUUAGUAAUCAUGACUUUGAGCUUAAUCUUUUUAGUCUGUUUCUUCACCUAUACAAUAAUAAUGACAAUAAUAGUCUUUGUUUAUUGAGAGGCUUACUCUAGACCAGCCAAUGUAUUCAAGCGUUUAUGUGCAUCAUCACAUUGCGUCCCACAAAAGCUGUGUGGUAGGAGCGGUCAUCAUCCUCACCUCCCAUACAUACGUUGUAAACAAAGUCCUCAUUUCACAGUUCCUAUGUCAGCAUUCAGCCCUCAAAGCAUGCCACCUCUUGUGUCACAGUGACGCGCGCCAGCUCGCUGUGUCACCGUGGUACAUACCCGCCUCGCUGUAUCACAGUGACGUGCACCAGCUCGCUGUGUCACGGUGAUGCGCGCCAGCUCGCUGUGUCACCGUGGUACAUACCCGUCUCGCUGUGUCACGGUGAAGCGCGCCAGCUCGCUGUGUCACGGUGGCGCGCACAGCCUCACUGGGUCACAGUGCCUUUCUCACCAGAGAACUCCAAUGAGAUCAUCUUGUCUUCCAUCAGGAAGAGUUUCAUGAGCAAUGUGGUACUUGUUACUGAUCUCUCUAUCUGCAUGGGAAGUGGCACUAGAUAAUUUUGCCUCCCAAAAUACCUUCUUCUCCUCUAGUUAGAAGAGUAUCAUCUGGUAUACUUAGCUUUUCUUUCCAAAAUGAACUUUAUCAACUUAUUUACAUUAUUCGCUAUUUUGAUUAAAUGUUAACUAGUCUGUGAUAUAGAACGUAAACCAUUCCACCAAAUCCAACCCUGAAUUCUUCUAUUAUGUCUCAUUUGGGAAGGAGAGUGCUUGUGCAUGUGUCAUGGCGCAUGUGUGGAGGUCAGAGGACUGUUUGGGCGGGACUACGUUCUCUUCUCUACCGUGUGGCUCCCCACGAUGAUGGAAGUGCCUUUACCUGCUGAGCCGCCUCACCUUAGUGUGUUUUCCUAGUUGGCUGAAGGGCACCGUGUACCAUGGUGAGCGAGCACAGGGUAGCCAGCAGAUAGCGGGAUCAUUUCUCUCCCCCCAGAGGUCCAGCUGUGUCUUCAGGGAUUCACAGAAAGUCCCUUUACCCACCGAGCUAGCUCACUGGCCCGUAUAUUUAUAUUGAAAUGAUCUCCAUGAAGAAACUGCAGCCUGGUGCUUUAUGUGAUUCUGGCUUUUGCUUACAAUCUGAUUUUAGUGAUUCUGUGUUUAUCCUUGCUUUCCAGACAACCAGGUAUUAAGAACCACACAAAACAUUGAUCUCAGCAUAAAGAAAAUCAGCUACGACCAAAAUUCCAGCAUAAAGUCAGCUAACACCAAAAUAGGUAUUACGUGAGGACAGUGCUUUUCUUACGAGCUGAGGUGAGGCUGUCUAAGAAGAAAGAAGCCAGACUUAGAGACAGUGAGGAAGUGGCUGCCUGAGGAGGGAUUUGUGGUCACCACUGGUACUGUGUUAGUAUUGGUACGCGGCUGGCUUUUAGGCCAUUUCCCUGCUUUCCAGCCUUCUCCGGGCUGUAGUGUGAUGGCUGCCUGCCUACUUGUUCUGGCACACAGGUGCAGAUGAAAUGGGCAUCCUCUUGCCAGUUUAGGUAAGGUAGUCCUGUAAGGAGAUCCUGUGUCCCAUUCAAGGAGUCAGAUCCUCCGGAAGGUCAGGAAAGUGGUCAAAUGAAAACUUAGUUCUGAAGCCAAAGAACAGGGCAGUCUUUAUAUUUUUUACUUUAUAGCAAAAUUUAUUUUUUUUUCUCAUUGAAUAAUUUGUCCUGUCAGAAGUUUGAAAUAGUUUCUCUUGAAAAUCUCCUGAUGCUCUCAGGUAAUUCUCUUAAGUACUCCUUGACCAGAAGAUAGAGAAUAAAUGGGCCCUUGGUUCUGCAGCUGCAGAUGGGUGUUAUAUAUUGUGUCAUGGCCAGAUUUUUCCUAAAGGGAAAACUAUUUUUCUUAAGCUUUCUAGAUUUGGGACACUUUAAUUCAGUAUGUGUAUGUUUUGUGUUUAAUUCAUGUCUACUAUAAAUUAGAGGAGAAAUUGCUAUAUAGUUUAGAUGACAUGAUCGUAUAAAGCUGGAUAUAUUGUUUUUAUCUUUAAAGAAAGGCUAAUAAACGCAAUCCAAGUGUUAUUUUUGGUAAUUAUAAGCAUUGAAAAACAUAACCUCUAUCGUACCAUGAUCUAAUUAUUUCUCAGCUCUGCUUCAGCAUUUCAGCUAGGCAGAGUCGUUGAAACAUCCUAUAGUGUGGGAAUUAAAAGUAGAAUAAACUACUCAAAAAUUGAGUUAUAAUAUUUUGGACAAUAGUUUUGAAGGUAGAGAGGAAAGUCAGUCAGGUGGGGUUUAGCGUUGGCUUGUUGAGGUUUAGUCCUCUUGCCAAAAGUUUAGUUAAUGUCAUUCUGCAAAGGUGCUAAAAAUAGAACUGUCUCUUCGGAAAUGAUAUUUUAAAUAGUAUAACACUAGAAGAUUAGACUGCAUUUUUAAAUAAUUUUUAUCUUCGUGUAUGUGAGAGUGUAUGCCAUAUGCGAGGGUGCCCUUGGAUACGAGAAGAGGCGUGUGGUGCCCUGGAGCUAGAGCUGUAGAUGCUUGGGAUCUGCCUGGCAUGAGUCCUGGGAACGAAUGAGUUGGUCUUUGGGAAGAGCAGGAGGUGCUCUGUUAACUGCUGAGCCAGCUCUCCAGCCCCAAGACUGCACUUUUAAUAUGCACAAAAUCAAAUAUUCUAACUGUUUACAUUGUUUGAGCCGUUGACUGUUCUGCAUUAAAAAAGUAUUUAUUUUGCUGAAUUCUCCCCCCACCCCCACCAUACCAUAGAACUUCAUCUAUAUAAUCUGGUGGAAAACAUCGUGAAUUUCAUCUGUUAUGACCUUCAUUCAGAUUGGUUGCUAGCUACAGUUAUGUCCACAUACAUUAAAGUGAAACAGUAAAUUUGGGAACAGGACAACAAUCUUUUCUAAAAUGUACAUAUCCUAACCUUAUCUCGGUGAUGGCAACUUCCUCUGUAUUCAUCUCAAGUGUGAUCAUUUUUAAUAAAGACUCCUCCUAUGGCGAAGAGAGUAGGGAACAGACCAUCUGGUGUCCCUUUUUAUAAAGUCCUAACCUUAUCAUUAACGCUUCACCACUGUAGCGUAACCAUUCCUGAAUGGCAGUCUCUAAUAUAAACUCCAUUUUUGGAAAGGUCUGCUCACUAGAAUGGUAUGGCUCGGCCCAAUCCCUACCACUUCAGUGUAAUCUCUAUUCUUAACAGUCGUAAGAAUACUAAUUCGCCCCGUAUUAGUCUCCAGAGAAGCCAAGCCAAUAGGAUGUACAUGUAGAAAGUCAUAAGGAGUUGCCUCGUGUGAAGGAAGCUUAGAAUUUCUAAAAGACCCACAAUCAUCAAGCUAGACUCAAGAAUGGUGGCAGUUCCAGUCACUAUCCAAAAGCAUGACAACCAGGAAAACCAGCCUAAAAGCCAGCACACUUGAGAUCCAGAAGAUUCUGUUUCCAUUUGUAUCCAGAGGCAAGCGAAAGCCAGGGAGACAGCUCAGGGCAACCAAGCAGGAGUUCUUCAGAUGAAACAGGAAGGGUUAACAUCUUUGUUCCAUUCUGGCCUUCAGUUGGAGUGAGGCUCAACAGUGGGGUGCAGCGGAGGGGGGUAGUUGCUCACUGCAUGUUUUACUGUUCAUCCCCAAAAACAUACCCAGAAGCAGCCAAAAAUAAUGAGGUGCUCGGCAGCUCAGUCUAUUAGAUACAAACUUGAUCAUUAAACCUCUUCAUGUUUAAAUGUGGUUUAGAUGGGGUUAGAUUGCCAGAGUUCUGGGCCUAUCACUUCGUGUGAUUCUCACCUCUAUCAUUUUUUGAUUUGUAAAGUAGGCAAGUCCAGAAUGUCCAUCAAAGAAUACUUAGACUGAGAAGUUAAUUAGGAGACAGUUUACUUAGCCAGUCAAUGAUUUCUCAUAGGGUGGACAGUUCGGUUGUUGAAGAUUGGUGUGGAAUCCACAUCCCCCAUGCUCCUAAGUCCCCUAAGAAUGAUAACAAGAUUUAGAUUGUCUUAAGCUUUGUGAAGAGUGCAAGUGUUUCCAUUACUAAGGAAACAGCAAAGACAUGGGAUGAUCAUUGCUGGAGCCAUGUCAUCUGCUAAAAUGGUGCUUGAGGGAAAAGGUAAGCAUCGCCCCCAUCUCAUUUCUUACCUUCUCUCGAAUGCAUUCCACAGUUUUACCAUCUAGGGCUUGUCCCAUGCAUUCUCUUUGCAUGGUCUGCUUUAUCUGCUACCAGGUGAACUUUCACACUUCUUCCUUAAGACAUAGCUACCCCAAACUUCAUCUGUUGAAUCAUUUGCCACUCUGGUUAUAUAUCAUGAGUCUGUCUUCCCCCACUACACCUGAUAGGAUAUAGUGCUAUAGGGUAUAGAGUUUCUGUACAAAACUGUUACAAGGAGACAUUUUCUCAAGGCAAGCCUGUACUCCCAUCUCAGGAAGCCGAGGCAGGGGCAAAAGGGUCAUACAGAUUGAAUUCAAGCCCAGACUGAGCACUUUGGAAAGAACCUGUCUCAGAACAGAAAAAGCAGCCUGGGGAUGUCGCUCAGUGGUAGAGCACUUGGCCUAAGUCCCCAGCACACACAGUUUCUCAAGCAUCAGUGUCCUUCUGAUCUUAUUUUUGGUACUACUGAGUACAUGUUUUAAGUUUUAAAAGUAGUUACCCUUUUGAGUGUGCAUUCAAAAAUAGUAUAUGGUUAGGAAUGUCUUGUGUCCCCUGUGUGUGUGUCGGGAGGGGAGGAAGGCUUAAAUGCUAGAUGCAGCAACAUUUUAAACUCAGAACGUUUAUGAAACAUGGAUGUUGAUUUUCACUUGCAUUAACUUUUCUAGAGUCAGAAGCCCUGUGUCUGUAAUCUUUUCACAUAAUAACACUUAGGCUUUCAUUUGUAUUUUUAUAGAUUUGCAGCUCUGUGACUCCUGAGUUCUUAUAAAAUGCUAUCUGUAUUGUAUGUUUUUCAGGAAGGGGUAUGUUGAACUCUCAGUAAAAUAGAGCAUAUAGUCAGUGGUUAUUAAAUGGUUCUUACUUCGUGUGGAUUGUCUAGGAAUUUUUACUGUAAGGAAUUCUUUGUUCCAAUAAAUACGACAUUGCUGUUACCUUUUGUUUCUAUCAGAGAGCAACCUGAAUUUCCGUUUGUGUGCUGGCCCUCGUUUCUAGGAAUAAUAGACACCCCUGGCUGUAAAUAGCCAUGAAUAGCCCUUUAAUCUGAGGGAGGGAUACCCCAAACAUUUCUUUGCUUAGAAUAGCUACCUAAAGAGGAGAAAGUGGCUUACUUGAUUGUGGUUUCUGGUUUCAGUUUUGGAGACUUUAUUGUGGCCUGUUUGCCCCAGUCAUCUUGAUGUAACCUUAGAAAACUUUUAGAUGACAGAGGAAAAUUGUCAUCUAGGACUGGUGAGAUGGCGAGUGAGUAAGGCUAGGGGCCUGAUGACCUAAAUUCCAUCCUUGGGCCCACAUGGUGGAUGGAGGGAAACUUCUGUCAAGCUGUAUUGCAAGUUCUUUGUAAGUUGCAAUAUUCAUGCCGGUGUUUCGCAUAUAGACUCAUGACCUAUGCCUGGAGCCAGUGUCCAGACAAGCAGUUAGCUGGCGUACUUUGAGGAAAAAAACCUUUGUUUCUUAGAAAAUGAAGAGUCCUUCUUUUAACAAAAGUUCUGUUCAUUUUUCUCCCAAAAUUCCAAAGCGGCAUCUUGAAACUGGGAUGAGAAUGGAAGGCGUGUGACAUUAACCUUGAUCAUUCUCUCAUUCUUUGUGAGCAAUGUCAAAGAUCAUGCUCCUUGGAGCCAAGAAUAACCCUUCCAUCCCCAAAGCCACAAGCUUUGUCUCAUGAAGUUUAAACUUGAAAAGCAACAACAAUAAAAAAAAAAUAGAAAUUUUAACUUGAGCACAUAGCUCUUGUUCAUGAAAUUCAUGAUUUGGGGACCUUCUCUUUUCAGGUGCUAUGACUCUUCUCCAGGGCCUCACACACGGUAGGCAAGCUCUCACCCGCUCAGCUGCACCCUCCGUCUCUUGACACUUAUCAUUUCAGUGACAUGGUUCACAGUAUAGAUGAAUGUAUAGUGUAUAAACAGAUACUGCAUUUACAAUGUAUGAUGCCAUUUGUAAUAUCAAUAAAUGUAAUAAAACAUGUUUUGGUCAAUUUAAUCUCUA